AUGCGUUUCUCAACAGUAUUCACCCUCUUUGCCGCCACACUCGUCGUCGCCGCACCAGCGCCAGCCGACCUACAAGCCGACGGCGGCAAGGACAAAGGAGGCAAGAAAGAGGGAGGUGCCAUCGCUUCCUGCGAGGUGCAAACCGCCGCCGAUCAUGUCAAGUGUAUAGACGCCUGCGGAGCCGCCAAGAGAUCCCUGUUGAGAAGAGCAGACCAGGGUCUCGGAGACAAGGGCGACAAAGGCAAGGGCGGCAAGGAUAAGGGUUGUAUCAUGGAUUGCACCUCCAAGGCCGUGGCAGGCUAUACUGGUUGUGCGGGUGUUGGUCCUGGACCUGCUCCUACCAAGCCCAACUGA
Messenger RNA from Colletotrichum abscissum, 354 nucleotides. RefSeq lists its product as uncharacterized. The record is from RefSeq and is a predicted model, not a curated record. The transcript is spliced from 2 exons. The coding region runs from base 1 to 354 and encodes 117 amino acids. Lineage: Eukaryota; Fungi; Ascomycota; Sordariomycetes; Glomerellales; Glomerellaceae.